Messenger RNA from Anarrhichthys ocellatus (wolf-eel), 11558 nucleotides. RefSeq lists its product as uncharacterized. Lineage: Eukaryota; Metazoa; Chordata; Actinopteri; Perciformes; Anarhichadidae. The record is from RefSeq and is a predicted model, not a curated record. Gene Ontology annotation, cellular component: nucleus. Gene Ontology annotation, biological process: regulation of transcription by RNA polymerase II. The coding region runs from base 4661 to 6937 and encodes 758 amino acids. Gene Ontology annotation, molecular function: transcription coregulator binding; transcription coactivator activity; DNA-binding transcription factor binding. The transcript has a single exon.
CUCUCCUGCAAGGAGGGGGGGUUCGUAUCCAGAGCUUUUUCAGCACAGAUUCAGGGCUUUGCUGCAUCCACCUCUUUGCUUUCGUCCCUCCCUCCCACUCGUCUCCCUACGCUCUGGCAUCCAGUUCUAGCAUGAAGUCAUCGGAGCGCUCUCUGGGCCUGACCCCCCCUAGGGCUUGUUCCGGGCUCCACACCAAAACCCGCGACCCCUUUAUAGGCUUUGUGGAGAGGCAGGGAGGGGCAUGGAGAACUGGGGGGGGGAGAAAGGAGAAGAGCAGAUGAAAAAUGGUAGAAGGAAAUUCUUAUAAUAAUUUGCUGCAAACUGGCAUGUGUGAUUGUGUUAUUAUUAUUAUCAUUAAAGUGUGACUCUCUUGUGCACACCUGAAUGCAAUGUUCUGGUACGGUUUCGCUUCUCUACUCAGUGUCUGUAUUUGCCUCUGUUCGAGCUGGUAUGUAGCUUUGCUGUUAUUGAAAGUUGGAAAUGAGUUCCUGGAAAAAUCAAGUUUCAAAAUGAAUUCUUCAGCUACGACGCCAAGUAUUUAAAUGACCCGUGUCUUCCCUGGAUCGGGCUGGAGAUUGAAUGAAAGAUGGGUCGGCGACAAAGCGUUCAAAAGGAGAUGGAUAGAUGGAUCUCUACAUUGUUGACAUUGAGGAAAUUUGGGAGAAUUUUUGGGCUGUUCUUGCUGUUUAUGUGGUGCAUGUAUACUAGGAAAAUAAUAAACUGUAUAUCAAUUCAGAAUGUUACUCUAACUGAGUAUGUGAUUGUCAUUUAGAUAAGUACUAGCCUCAUAGCCAUCAACCUCCAUUUUACAGUCCAUUUAGUCCCUAUGGAGAUGCUUUCGACAAAUAAUCCCACUGGAAACACAUGCAAGGCAGCCAUGUCGUGUCUGUUAAGUGUGCAUUACAAUUCAUCUGACAGCGCUCUUUGCGACCGAACUGGCAUUGUAAUCCCAUUUCCAGUUCGUGCCUCCUGCCCCACGCGCAUGCAUAAAUCAAUGUGUGUUUAACAUUCAAAUAAUGCCUUGAGUAUACGUGACGUGUCACACUGUAGGAGACAGUUGUUUUUAUUUCUGUUGCAGUGCAGCAUUCACUUUGAGUUGGCAUGAUUAUUCAUGUAUGCACGUCAGACCGAGGCCAAGGCUUUAGCGGCGCUUUGCGUGUGUGAAUGAAAGGGACAUUAACGAAGCGCUGAGGGCCGCUGUCACUGCUGCACGUCACAAGACGAGCAGAACCGGGUCAAAAAGGUGGAGUGGGGGAUCCAUGAUCGUGCAAGCCGAGCGUGUGUGUGAGUUUGAGUCGGUGGAUGGACAGCUUCUAAAUGGGAUUGUUGGCAAGGCAUGCAAACAUUUGACAUAGUUAAAACAUGCACCCAGGAGCGCACACGUAAAGUGAUCGACGUCCCGUUCCCCUGCUGGCUCGGCUGUGAUGUUAAUGUGGAGGCAGGGACUGAGAGGGUUGAGUGACAUUGAGUUGCGGAGUGUUUAUUAAACAAUGGCAAGCGUCUUGUGUGAAAGGUUAGCCACAGAUCUCACUGUUGUACAUCAUGUUUGUCUUGUUACUUGCUGCUCAAUGCAAUUUUCUCCAACACUGAGAUUCAAAAGCAAAAGUAGUACACUACACCAGGCUAGAGUAGAGUUUUCUGAAAUCUAUUAGCUGUUGAAAGAGCCCUGAGCUACCAAAUUGCAUCUUCACUCGAGGUUCAUUUACUCCAUCUAAAAAGUUUUACUCACAUUUUUCACCAGUCAAGUCUUAUUCAAUGUAAGGUCUUCAUAAGCUUCUGCUGCGGUGGUAUUAUAUUUGUUCUAAAAUCCCCGGCUUAAUUCCUAAAUCCCUCUGUUACAGUGAAUCUGGCGUUGUGUGCACAGUCUGGCAUGUAUGGCAAAUGGAGGAACAUUAGAAUUUGAAAGUCAAACAUUGUUUAGUUUGAGGCAAACAGAACUCUGUGAUUUACAUUUUCUGUCAGGAUUAGACCGGCAAACCCUGAGUACACACUCUGCUCCUGUCGCUCUGUUUGAGGUUGAGUUUGGGGGGGGGAAGAUGAGAGAUGAGUGAUGAGUGCAGCACACUGAAAGCUACAGUCUCUUGAGAGCCGGGCUAGAAGAAGUAAUGAGUGGAGUGGAUGAGGUUGGGGAAGCCAAGGGAUCACAAAUACUCUAUAGCAUGUUGCCCUUGACAUGGAUGUGUGUCUAUGUGUUUGCAUAUAUUGGCUCUGAACAUUUUCUUCCUAAAUCUAAGCAGCUAUAGUUUCAAGUCUCAAGGCUAAAAGAGAUUGCCAACCUUGCAAUGAUAUGAGCUUUUCAAUUAAAACUGAUAUACAUGAAGUUUGGCUUUUCCAAAGGAUUUUGACAAGGAAAUUAGUUUCUAUAUUGCAGAUGAUUCAAAUAAAAAACAGGAUAGACUGUGUGCCUUUAGGUGACAGGUGACACCCAUACUUGAAAUGGCUGUAAAAUGUGACUGACUUUAUAAUAGCUUUAUUCUGAUGAAUGUAAAUGGGUUUUCUUUCCAACUCUCCGCUUAAUUCAUCUUUACAAUCGGUUUUUGAUCUCUGUGAGAGCUCUUGCCUCCUCACCUUCCCAUUUUAAUUACCUUUUAACAUCAAGCUGACAAAUGUUCCUUUCACCUUACCAAAAGAAAAAAAAAAAAGUUGUCAGUCAACUGUUUGCAACAGAUUUUGGAGCCCCUGUCAUCAGCUUUCUCCCGUCAUCUUCUGAAAGUAGCAGAAUACUCCGCUCCGCGUCUGAUCUCUUCCUACUUUAAUUUCAUAACUCUGAUUAAACAAGAUAUAGAUGUCGACAACCGACAUGCCUGCACAGUUUCCACAGGCACUAAGAUAUUCAGGAACUUUUCUCAAUAUGCUGAGACAGUAAUUAAAAAGACUUCCUUCACAGUCUAAAAUAUGUAUUACUAAUCCGCCUCGCUCUGAGAUUAGAUUUGGAUGGAAACGGACACUUCCUCACCUUACAUCUGUUUUCAUGCAUUAAUAAACUGGGAUCCUCUGCACAAGGAAUCAGGUUUCAGCCACAGUGACAUGAAGUGAGACAUGCAGGCAGCUAGGUAAGCAGGAACACCUUCAGCGUCCUAUGUUGAACAUCACCUUGGUUAAACAAAAUGAUGAAUCAUCAUGUUUGCUUAUGGCCAAACAUAAUAUAAAAUGCUGCAGCAUAGUGCAAAGAGCUUCUUCCACGAGACAAUUUCAUACUUGAAUGAAGUACAAUUAACUUGUGUUGUGUUGCAGCUCAAAAAGUAUGUUUGUAAGGCAAAGGUUGUAGGUGCUUUGGAUUAAAUGCUGUUAGAAAACCUCCCCCUGCUUCCACACACACACACACACACACACACACACCACACACUCCCCUAGGGUUUUACUUUUCUCUGCAAAGGGCCAAAUCCAGAUUACAGAGCUUUUCUAAGUGGAGGAGAUCAGAGUAGCUUUAGGAAAGAUGGGGGAAGGUGCAGUAAGACAGUAAGAUGCAUAUGGUUAGAAAUCAUGUAAUGGCCAAAUAAAACUAUUUGGAUUCUGCACAUGGCCUUCAUUUAACACUUUGUACUCUACAUGACAGAUGGUAAUAUUGAGGAUGGUAAUAUUGCUUGAAAUGACAAUCAUUGUGAGGGCAAAUAAGACAAACAUUUUAGGUAGAUUUGGUUAUGCAUUCUGCAGUCUGAAUGUCCUUCAGUUAACAUACAAACAGCAGGUCUGUGGUGAUCUCAUAUUUAGCAGAGUGGGGCAGUGACUGUGUGCGCCACAAAGGCAUCAAGGACAUUUCAGAGUUGGGCAGCAGUUGCGUGGUGGCUCUACUGCAAGCAUGGGGCCUGGAGGAUUAGUGUCCAAUCAGAGUGGAUUUGAUGUUUACUGACAGCACAUGGGACUUAGCUGAGAGAACUGUAUUUCAUUUGUAUUCAAUGAAGCCGGCACCCUGUCUGGCCUCCCCUCCCCGCGCUGAGAAUCUAGAUACUGAAACCUGUUGACGACAGUGCAUCAUCAACAGCUUCAGGUAGGUGACUCUUCAAGACGGGGUAAGGGUUUUGAGGGUGGACUCUUAAUCAUUGCCAUCAUCAUCAUAUCAUCAUCAUCACCAGAUACGCUUUUAUCUGGUUCACAUGACGUCACAGUGGGAAGUGGAAUUAAACGGGAUUUAUUCAGUUGUAAUCCCUCAUAGCAAAACGUCCCGGAGAAGUGAGAGAUAAACCCUACUGGAUUAGUACAAGCCCCUGCCCAUCCCAACCUAUAACCCAACCUAUCCACUCCUUUCAUUUUUUUGUCUUUUUUUAAUCAGCGUUUGGUGGCCAUCUCAAGCAUGCAGCCUGCUACCAUGUCUUUCAUGGAGUAGCUGUGCUACCUUUGCAUUGUGCUGUGUCUGUGUGGUUUUGUGUAAUGUGUUUGUGUGUGGUGUCCUCUUUCCUCACGCGCAACAAGGCAGCAUGACCAGUGAUUAAUUAUUCAAGGACGGACAGCCAAAGGGGGAGUCACCUGAUAGCGCGGACUUACAAUAUUACAACCCGAUAUCAGGUGAAACGGUAGACACAGCUUCAUUUUUUGGUGCUACUGUACAAGAAGACUUGAAAGACAACUCUCACAAACAGGUAGAAGCGGAACAUUUUCUUCUGUUUUGUGCCUUUUUACUUUUCCUCCGUAAUCUUUUUCUCUACAUUUUCCUUUUUUGCCAAUGCUUGUCCCUAACAAACAGUUGAGUCUUGGUCGCUCCCACAGUUGGGACACAUUAGGGGGGAAUGAGGGUCAGUGGGACAGGACUGAGAGUGUCUACGAGCAGCAGGCAAGAGUAGCCGGCCGGCGGAACUCUCUGUCAUACGGAGAGGGAGGAGGGUGGUACGAACCUCCACCAGGAGUGCAUCCCCCUGACCUGGAUUUGAAACGCAACCCGUAUUCCUGCCAAGACUCUCUGUACGGACAGGUUUACGCAGAGCGACAGGACCCACGGGGGCUGAGGAAGGGCUCUGUUCCUGAUCUAAACAAUUACGAACGAGCGCCCAUGGCUCAUCGAGGAUCCAUUUCGCAUCAGGAUUACUAUUCCCAUGACCCGGCCAUGACUCCUCGGCCACCCGAGGGCUUUUACCAGCCUCCGCCACCUCACCCGCACCCACUCAGUAGGUCUGGCUCUCAUUUUGGGAUGGCACCUGGGGCUCGUGCUGUGUGGGAUCAAGGUCAGGGAGGAAGAGCAGGACCGCAAGCCCCUACAUCACCUCUCCCUCCUCCCCCUCCCCCUCCAACCGCACAUGAGAUGACUAGGAGUUAUACUGCUGGAACUGCUGCCAAAAUGACGUCGGAUGGCCAACAGCGCAUACCCUCUCGGGAGCCAUCUCCUACACACUAUGGUAUGGAGCAUGCAUCUCCUCGGUAUGCCAGUGAGCCUCCACCUAUGACCGGUCAAACGGUCUAUACUGAUAUUAAUGGUCGUCCGUUGGAUCCCCAGCAGCAGGGUGCCACCUGUCUAGUAGUAGAUCCUUCCAGUCAAGGUAUGAUUAUGAGGCAAGAGACCGCCUCACCCUUCUCCAUCCAACAGCAGCAACAACAACAAAUACAACAGCAACAACUUCAACAGCAACAGAUACAACAGCAGCAGUUACAGCAACUUCAGCAACAACAAAUACAGCAGCAACAACUUCAACAGCAACAAUUACAACAGCAACAGCUUCAACAACAGCAGUUACAGCAACAGCAACUUCAGCAAGAACAGUUGCAGCAGCAUCUGCAACAGCCCCUGCCACCUCCACCUACAAUGCCUUCCUCCGACCCUAACCUUUCUAUGAUGGCUCCACCUGCCACAGUGCAGACCGCAGCAGUUGCUCCAAUUGCACCUGCCCUUGCGCAGGUGGCCCAAACUUCAGUCCCUCCUCCACCAGUCACUCCACUUCCUGCUCCUUUUCCUCCACUUCCCCCCAUUGCCCCACAGACGCUUUUGCCUUUGGACCCCAAGAAGACAGUUGACCCUGAGUUCCUUGCCCUGCUGCGAAAUGAGGGCCUCUCCGAGAGCACCAUCUCCUCACUUAUCCACCAGGGAUUUGACUCCACUAGCAUGCUGGCUGUUAUGGAGGAGAAUGAUGUCCGCACCGUCGCCCCCAACCUCGGCCAGGCUCGUGUACUGUCUCGCUUGGUCCACAACUUUAAGCGGUCCACUGAGGCUCCGCCAGCCCCCUCCCAACCUCAGACACCCAUGAGAGGCCGCUCCAAUAGCUUUAGCCAUCGCUCAGACAUCUACCACCACCAGCAGCAGCAUCAUCCAACGCACCCCUCACAGGCUUUAACCUUGGAUGCCCAAAUGAUGCACCCACAGACCCCUGGGGGCAUGCAGACCAUCUCCCCAAGGAUGGGAGAUGUAAUGGGUAGGAGGCCCAAUAGUGCCCCAUCUCAGCACCUCAUGGAAGCCUCUGGAGGCUACCCAGGUCAACCACCUCGCUCCCCGGGGUCAUACACUGGAGCACUUAUGCCUGUUCAAUCAAGACCCAUGUCAGCCUAUGCUUCUGGGGGGGUGCCCAUGCAUGGUAUGCAGAUGAUGCCACAGCAAAUGACUGGGUCAAUGCCUUCCAUACAAGGGUCUAUGCACUCCAUUUCAGGUAUGCCACAGCAGAUGCCUGUGUCCUUGCCAGCUUUAACACAGCCACCACAACAGGUCCCUAAAGCGUACUCUACCAAUUACACAGUGCCUAUGGAGCUGAUGAAGAGGGACAGGAACGUACUGCCAUUGUCACCCAUGCACAGCCCUCACCCCAGUCCUCAGAUGAUGCGUAAGGGUGGGGGAAAUGCACAGGACAAUGCUCUCGUCAUUAUGGGACCCCCAGGCCAAAGUACCCUGGCUGUUAACCAGAAACUAAGUCGACGCACGGGUCCACCAGUCAUCGUGUCCACUAUGGCGUCACCAGAUACAAGUAAAUCCUUUUUUUCUCCUUUCAUCCUCAUCAUGUUUUCUUUUCCGAUUAAUUGUUAAAUUUCGUCGCACUUUCUUAUCGCUGUUUCACAUAUUUUAAAUAGAUAAGAAAAUUGAUUUGUGCUUGAGCUCUUCAUUUUUGCCAUGCUUUAUAUAAGACUCCUUUCUCAAAUCCUCUCAUUGCUUUGAAUAGCUCCACGAAGCGCUGCUGCUGCAUUGUUAAGAAUCAUAUCAUGCCUUCACAAUUUGGUUAACAUUUCUAAGGGCCAUUCAGUAUAUAAGGGUAUGCAUCCCAAUGCACAUUCAGCAACAACUUGAGCAUUGGGUUGCAGUCUUUGCUUUUAGAGAAUAAGAGGGCACCAGAAAUGUAUUGUCACCCUUCAUUGUGAUGAAUCGUUGGUGUGCAUACCAUCUCUGUCAAAUUAGUGGGGUUUUUUGUGGGUUUUUUGGUAUACUGGUUUGUGAAACCAUCAUUCAGCUGAGGGGCUUGUGAUCUAUUUAGCUGAAUGUGUAUGCUGGUGUAAUGCAUGAUGUGUGACCUUAAGAAAGCCCCAACACAAUGAGAAUAUUAAGUGAGCCCUUUUUGUAAAUCAUUUUAUCUUUUCGGUCAGUGCUGUCAUUUGUUUGCUGUCCUGUGUUUGUUCUCAUUACAUCAACAAUAGAUAAAUGGUGUGGCUUUCUUUCUCAUCUAGUCCAGUGGAGUGAAAUCUAAAUUGCUUGCUGACUAUCCCUUUUCUAAAGCUGUUGUCAGGAUUAUGAUUAAUACCGUAAAAGAAUAACUUUUACUGAGACAUUCUGGCAAUCCAUUCCCUGUCCUAAUUUUGGUUUCUACAUUUGCCACGAUCCUAAAACGAUACUUACAUCCGGCUGUCUUGUCUGCUUAUCUCUGUGAGAGCCAGAUUUGUCAGACUUCCAUAUACUUUGUGUCAAGUCCUUUAUUAUUUCAGUAAUCUCAUGUGGUUCUUUUGUCAGAAUGGCAUAUCGCCCCAUCAAAUACAACACAAAACAGCCUUGAUGAGGCGCAGUAUGGAGGGUUUGGGAGGAACAGCUGUCAGCACCCUUUCUGAUACCUUUUUAAAUUUUAACAACUGCACACUGACUUCACGUUACAGUCUGUCAAUCGCUGCAUUCAUGUGUGAACAGUUCACAUUAAGACUUCUAUCAUCAGAAAAGUCAGAUAUAGUGUGCAGUAGGGUUGACUGUGUCCUGGCGUUUGUGUGUGUGUGUGUGCGUGUGUGAACAAUGUGUGUGUCUGAAUUUGGCACAGUCUCCUUGCAAAGAUAUUUUCUCUUGGUGAACAAUUGGAGCAAAAUCAAAAGCUCAGGCCACUUUUUAAAUCAUUUAAUCUGCCUCAACUAUACAGUAUUCAUAGUGUUGCAGGAUUAGUUGUAUGUAGCUCUUUAGCUGUGGUACCUUUGUAACUGCAGCUGUUUUUGAUGAAGACCUGUCUGCUCUUCACAGCCCCCUAGCUCUUGUUGUUGUACGCAUGGUUGUUUUAUUGCAUUAUGAUAAUAAGGUGGGUGCAUCAGAGUAGCCUGGAAAGUCUAUACAGCCAAUCAGGAUUCACAGCCGUCCAUCAGUCCUGCUGCUGUCACUGUGGACUACUGACCUGACUGUUGAGUUAAAGGCAAACUUUUCAUUAUGUAGUUGUUUUUUCCAGCUGUUUUUUUUUUGUCCCAAAUUCAUGUUUUGAAUCCAGUCUGAAAUUAAAUUAAUUCAGUCAUUGAAUGAAUCCUUAUUGUAUAAUCACCUGAAUCAUUUACCCAUAUCAGAUUAAAGCUUUAAUUCCGCAUAACAAAAUUAUCUUCUUUUCACUCCCAAGGCCUGAUAAAAGUAUAUUUCAGACAUUUUGGGCAAUAAGGACUGAUUUCUCCAUCAACACCUGCUCACCAGAGGCUGACUAGCCGCAUCACUGGACAGAUAAAAUCGAAUUACAGUGCCGAUGGCCGAUGUGUGAUUGUGUGUAAUUUUCUCUGUGCAGGUUGUAAUGAGAAGAGAGGAGGGGGGUUUAAUCCUUCAGAUCCUCCAUUUCCACUGCUGCACUAAUCCACAGAUAUUCUCAUUUUGUUCAGACCAGCUUCCUGUCUUUCUGCUGGACUCUGUGAACUACCUCACAUUGCCAGUAGGUUGAAAUGGAAUAAAAUAGGGGUCCGAGGCAGACUGGGAACACACGAUUGCUCUCUCUUGCCUCUAUGAUAUUUUGGCCCUAAGAAGAGCAGAUAUUAAAAGACUCCCUAUGGCUUGACUGUGCAAACAGACUGCCGCUCCGAGCUCAGGAGGACACAUGCUUUUGAAAGGAUGUCUUCAAGUCUGCCACAUACACAUGCAUCGCAAUGUUGGUACACACACACACAGUCAGCAGAGUAGACCUCAUUUGCAUGUGGCUGACAUUUGUUGCUUUAGUAAUUUCAUCUGUUAAUGGACACAGCCGCAAAGCUGCUCUGAAAGCAUAUCCCUAAAUUGUAUGUUGCUAGGCAACGUGUUUUUUUUUUUUUUUGUGGUAAUCGUAGGCAGAUUUGCCUCUCUAGUGAAAAGGUCGGUCCAUUGUCAGAAGACACCGCAAAUGUACAUGUUACUUCCUUUUUAACAAAAUGUCUGGUUAAGCUAAUGCAUCAGGAAAAAAGUAUUAAUUAAUCAUAUCCAUCCUUUGUGUGGGUGAUAAAUGCAAAAUAAAAGCAUUUUCUUGCAUAUUUUUAAAGGAAUUAUACAUUUUAGACCCGACAAAAUACUAUUUAGCCUUUCGGUUUAAAUAAAUUAUUGAAAUUUAUAACAUUAUAUUGCAGCAAUAACACAUUUUGCAUUCCUUAAAAUCCAAUUUGUUAUGAGCGCCUGAUAUUGUGAAAGCGUCAGACAAUUAAUUAGUUACGGCAGUGAGUUUGCACCCACAACCAAAAAGAAUGUCUCUCUGAACUAACAGCCCUUGUGUAAAUACAGAUGGCAUGCCCCCGCCCUCCUCGGUAUAUGAUGCUUUGUGGAAUACCCUUGAGCAAGACCCCGCCUUUAUAUGACUAACUAGGCCUCCCCAUCCCCCACCCCGGCAUAAUCACCAUAUAUGAUACUGUGGGACUUCCACUCUUUCACCUCCACCCUGCGGAGUGUGUUGGCUUCCUUCCGUGGACUCUGGCUAGGCGACCGGAUGCCGGCUCAGGUCAGUUCUGAUCCGCAUGACACAGUAGCCGCUAUUCUUACUCCUUACUCAGGCCUAGCGUGAUGAUGGGCGUGGGGGGGGGGAAGGGUUGUGGCGUAUUAGUUUUGGAGAUGGCAGAUUAUGUAUUAACUGGGUCCAGCUCAGAGCUUCCGGCAGUUGUUACAGAGAGAGAGAGAGAGAGAGAGAGAGAGAGAGAGAGAGAGAGAGAGACCAGCUGCUGAUAGAUGAUGAUGAUUGCUUGCAUGGUGGGGGAGGGGAAACAGGGCGUUGACAGCUGUCAGUCAACCUUGGACUCUCAAUGGAGAUGAGGCUAGAUGUCAGUGUUGCUUUUAGACUUUGAGGGUCAAACUUUGGCCUUAAUCUGGGCUGACAGUCAAAGGUUGCUUUCGUUACGCUGCUGGUCACUCUGGCAUAGUUUCACCAGUGCUGCAACCUUUAGUAAUGCUUUAGUAAUGCAGCCAGUGGAUUAAAUUGGGGUGUUUUGCGGGCAACAAUGGAUUGACAAAGACAUUAUCGUAAUUGUGCCUUUUGAAAAUGUAAAGCCUCUUCUGUUUAAAUCUGUAGAAAGUCAAAUUAAAAAGGUAAGUCAAAGUACUGUUGACUUGGUGUGGAUACAAUAAUAAGUGCCUGGCAGUUGGAGUACUUCCAAGGCUUGGAUGUGUAAAAUCUUUUGGUUGAAUCUUUUCUACAAAAGAUGAGCAAACGUGUAAGAAUAUAUCUGGUUUAAUAAAAAAAACAAAGUUACAAGCUUGGGUCCAUAGAAAGGUAGAGGAGAGAACUCAUUUUGGAAACAUAAUCAAGUAAUUAUCUCAUUCUGGGUCAGAUUUGUAUGAAUUGAUUGACUACGGUGCAGUAUUUUGUUCCCAAUUGCAAUAGCAGCAGAGGCUUAUGGGUGCCGUAGUAUUUGGAGCCAAACCAAAUUUGCAAAGUUUAGAUAAUUAAAGCUGAUGGCCAUGUCUUUUAAUCAUCAAGGAUACUGCUGUGUUUCUAUGUUGAGGGACAUUGGGGACAUCCUAUCCUCCCACAUCACAAACUCUAAACAGCCCGUGUGUGUUCUUUGUAUUUGUGUCUGUGUGCAAGCUGCUGUUGGCAGGUGUGGCGUCUGUUGUGGCACAAUGCAGAGUUCCUCUCACCUCCAGAUGUUUCACUUAAUAUCAAGCAGUGAUUUUCUUUCCCCUCAAGACUGAACAACGUCUGUGGUCACAUUCACAGCAUUUGCUUUAUACAAAUCCUAAGUACUCAUUUUCUUUGUAUAAAUUGAUCCCAGUUUCUCUUUGUCUCCUCUCCCUUUGUAAAUUAAUCUUUGUAGGAAAGGAUUUUUCUCUGACUCUCUCCUAACUCAAGAGAGUAGAGAUGUGGGGGGGGGGGGUUGAGGUAAUGGGAGAAAUAUGUCUCUAAACAAACGUCAUACCCAGCUCAGCACAUUCAUCCAUUGCUGUGGUUGUGGGUUACAGAGCUCGUCUGCAGGAAAAUUAGGGAAACGAGGGAAGUGGGAGGAUGGGUGGUGAUUGAACCCAACCAAAAACAGCAGAA